Molecule: messenger RNA, 2216 nt
Organism: Xiphophorus hellerii (green swordtail)
Lineage: Eukaryota; Metazoa; Chordata; Actinopteri; Cyprinodontiformes; Poeciliidae
Product: oocyte zinc finger protein XlCOF6.1-like
Exons: 2
Coding region: 337-1779 (480 amino acids)
Biological process (GO): regulation of DNA-templated transcription
Molecular function (GO): RNA polymerase II cis-regulatory region sequence-specific DNA binding; DNA-binding transcription factor activity, RNA polymerase II-specific
Source: RefSeq, a predicted model, not a curated record
UACUUCCUGCGGAAGUAAACAACACGGCGCUAGCAGCGCUAGCAGCGCUAGCUUCCAGGCUGCCUCUUGACUAACGAAGUUAAAAAGACGAUUUGAGCUGAAAGUUUCAGUGUCUUCAGUAACAACAGCUUCUUCAUUAGAGAGACAGAGAAAUUAAUCAGAGAGACGAACUGCUGCUGGAGAAAUAUCCAACAAAUCGGAGGAAGAGCUCGAUCAUCAGCUCAGACCGCUGGAUACCGGCUGGAAAACCCAAAUCAUCUGCGAACCUCCGGGUUGGGUUUUCUGAUCCAGGCUUUGUUGAGGCUUCGACACGUUGCUGAGAUUUGCCACAAAAUUAUGUCUAUUAUUAAGCCAGAUAUUCUUGCUCUGCAUUUUAUCCUCAACCAACAAGAGAUUUCUGUUCUUGACCAGAGGGGAACCAAAUCUCCAAAACCCAAAAGAGCAGAGGAAGAGGAACCAGAAGUUAUACAGGUAAAAGAAGAAGAGUAUGAAUCAGAACCUCAGCAGUUUGUAAAGAAAGAAGAAAUGGAAACGUCAAUUGAAACAGAUUCUGGAUCUCUUGAAAUAAAAGGGGAACCAGUAGAACUACGACUGAAACAAAUGAAGGAAGAUGAUCGCCUAUCAGAAUCUCAGCAGAUGGUAAAGGUUGAAGUAGAAGACAUCAGUCUGGAUAGAAACCAGGACAAACUACAGCAGGAGACGGAUACAGUAAAGGGAACUGAUUCUAAAUCUCCGGAACUCAAAGAGGAACCAGCUGAACUAGAACCUAACCAAGUGAAGGCAGAUGAUCAUGGAUCAGGACCUGAGCUGAUGGGAGAGAAAGAGGCUGAGGGCAUCAGUCAGGAUGAAAACCAGGACGUACUGGAGCAAAACGUUACCGUAAUCCUAAAGUUUUCUGAUGAUGAAACAGAUCACCACCAACCUGAAAUCAGUGAAAACAAAAUCCUGAUUCAGAACCUCCCAAAAGCAAAAUACCAGAAUAUAAAGACUCACAAGGCGUCAGAUUCCAGCAGAGACGUUCAGCAGCAGAAGAGAGCUCAGAAAAAUAGAGGACAAAGUGACGAUGUAGAGAGAGGAAUGAAAGGCAGGAAAAUACACAAAGGUAAAAUGUCCAAGCAGUGUAAAGUGUGUGGGAAAAUUUUCAAAUGUAUCAGCGAUUUAACUAUUCAUAAAAGAAUUCAUGCAGCUGAAAAGCCUUUCUCAUGUGUAACUUGUGGAAAAGGUUUCAACCAAAAAGGCAAUAUGAUUAGUCACAUGAGAACUCACUCAGGUGAGAGACCUUUCUCAUGUGAAACAUGUGGGAAAGGUUUCAGUCAAAAGGGUAGUUUGAGUAGCCACAUGAUAAUUCACAAAGUAGAGAAGCCUUUUUCAUGUAUAACCUGUGGGAAAGGAUUCAAUCAAAGGAGUCAUUUGACAAGCCACAUGAGAACUCACACGGGUGAGAAACCUUUCUCAUGUGAAACCUGUGGAAAAAGUUUUAUUGAAAAAACUAAUCUGCUUAAGCACAUGAGAACGCACACAGGUGAGAAACCUUUCUCAUGUGAAGCUUGUGGAAAAUGUUUCAGUCAACAAAAUAUUUUGAAAGGCCACAUGAGAACGCACACAGGUGAGAAACCUUUCUCAUGUGGAACCUGUGGAAAGUGUUUUAGGCACAAACAUAGCUUGGAUGUACAUAUGAGAAUUCACACAGGAGACAAACCUUUCUCAUGUGGAACCUGUGGAAAAGGUUUCAGCCAUAAAAGUAGUUUGAAUUACCAUGUCAGAAUGAACACAAAAUAGAAGCCUUUCCUCUAUCUGUGGGAAGCAUGUCUGUUGUUGCUGUUUCCUUUUUCUGUGACUGUUUUUUGAUAAUUUGUAAAAGUUUUCUAAAUCAGAUCUGAAGCCCUGUGGUGUUCUGGUUGAUAAAACUCUUUACUCUCAGGUGGAUUUCCAGUGGAGAAUAUCAAAAUUUGUUGUUUUUGUUCUUUUGAGCAGUUUGUCAGGAGUGAUGUUUACGAAAACACAACACCGAUUAUGGAAUGAUUUCUGAGAGAUGAAAACCUGUAAUGCAUUGUCGCAAUAAAUGCUUUACUUUGGGUUUCCACACAUGAUGCAUGAAGUGAAAUAUCAAAAUAACAUUUCUCUGUAUUUACUACAUGACAACCAUUAAAAUGUAUUAACAGUCUGGAUGUUGUGUGGAUUAAAGCUCCAGUAAAUUAAAUUAAUGUACAUCAACA